This is a messenger RNA of Caenorhabditis briggsae, 1158 nucleotides long. RefSeq names its product Protein CBR-SRR-10 (gene Cbr-srr-10). Lineage: Eukaryota; Metazoa; Nematoda; Chromadorea; Rhabditida; Rhabditidae. The record is from RefSeq and is a predicted model, not a curated record. The transcript has 5 exons. The coding region runs from base 1 to 1158 and encodes 385 amino acids.
AUGUCUGCUCUCCCAGUAUCUUCCUUCGAUGAUGACAUAGCUUCUGAACUGCUAGGUCCGUUCAGAUUCUUGAUAAAAUUCACGUUGCUUGACUGCUCGGCAAAAUCAAAAUGCCUCAAAGUUUUCACUAUUCUUCUGUCCAUGGUCAUAAUUGUUCUACUUUUUGCCAGGGUUGGUCAGUUAAUGGAAACCAAAGGAAAUUCUCUAUCCUUUGCUUGGGCCGAAUCUAACUUUUUUGGAUUUCCUGCUAUCUUUGCUUGUGUUUCUGCUCUUUGUAUUUUUGGUUGGACUAAAAAUGGAUUCAUUCCAAAAUUCAGUCAAAAACUAGUCAGAGUUCGGAUGCUUCGUUUGGAGUCAAAUUCAAAAUUAGAUUCUUACCGUUUGAUGCAAGUUCUCGCUCUCAUUUUUUCAAUCCCUUGGCUGCUAGCCAUGAUGUCUUGGAUUGUCUAUAACUUCACACACAACAAGAUUUAUUACGGAGGUGAGGAGACCAAUAUUUUCUUCCGUGUGAUUCUUGCGGUUUCUAACUUCUACAUCUGGUACAUCUCUACCAUAUGCCUUGCCGUUUAUCUAUUGGUAAUUCUUGCCGUGACUCGUGAAGUCGACUAUUUCAAUCAAGAACUGAAACGAGCAAAGGAAGAGAGGAUUCUGAAAAACAUUGGCGUCUUGGAGAAAUUUGAUUUUCGUCAAAACCAAAUACUGGAGACGAUUCUUCUAGCAAACGGAUCUCUUUCCAGUUUCAACACUUUUGCUCCAUUAUUCCUGUUCUAUGCGUUGGCGAACGGCGUCUACUUGACUUCAUUCAUGGACUCUGUGCCGCUCUUCUACUUUGUAAUGCUGAUGUUCAAUCUGGCCGCCGUUAUUAUCUACAACGCAUUCAUUCUCUUCCCAACCUGUGCUCUUCAGGAGCAUCUUACAGCCACUAACAUAAUUUUGAUCAACAAUGAUGAGUUCGAGUGUUCCAAAGAUCCGAUCGUCUAUCAAACCUACCGUAUUAUGGUUGAUCGGAUGCAGAAAGUGGACACAAGAAUGGCUGUAAUCGGUGCAUUCCCAAUCACAAGAAAUUUCUUAGCUGCUGCUUCAUUCAUUGUACCGAAUCUCGGUUUCCUGUUAAUCAUGGUAAAAAAAGUUCUCAUUGCAAAUGGUGGUCACGUUUAA